UUUCCCACAUCAGCACAGCUCUGUGCAGGAGCCGCUGGUCGUUGCUGAGUGUUAGACAUGAGUCCGUGGAGCUGCUGGUGGUCGUGGUGGAGCUGUGUGCUGGGUCUGGCCGUGCUGGGCCGGGCUCUGGAGCUGGAGCAGCUGUUCGGGUUCGGGGAGGAGGCGGGGGACCAGCAGCUGCCGCCCGGCUCCGACUCCAGCGCGGAGAUGCGGCUCAACCAGUCCGCCUCCUUCUUCCAGGAGAGAUGCGACAGCGUUCAUAUUAACACCAAUGGGUUUGUGGCCUUGAGCAAACCUCCAGCUGAGGAGGAAUAUCUGGGGAAUAUGCCGAGCAGCUUCAAAAUGAUCGCAGUUCUGCUGGGGAACCUGUGGAACGGAGACGGACACGGACAGAUCUACUUCAGGCAGGACAGCAGCCCCGGGUCGCUGAGCCGAGCCGCCGAGCACAUCAGACAAGCCUUCCCCGGAGAGGACGGGCCGGAGCCCAGCCACGCUGUCGUCGUUACCUGGGAGAACAUGGCUGCCCAGGGGACGUUUCAGCGAGGGGAUGGAGUCGCCACGAUGAGGAACACCUUCCAGCUGGUGCUAGCCUCCAGCCAGUCCUCCACCUGGGCCAUCCUGCUGUACCCCAGCACCGGCCUGCAGUUCCUCUCCACGUCCGUAGGGGGGGAGAUGAAGCUGCUCCAGGCUGGAUUCAACGAAGGCCUGGUCCCGGGCUGGUUCUGGGGAACCAAACAGGGGACGUACUUCCCAACAACCACUGAUGAAGAGACGUCCGUCAGGGAACUCACUACAAAAACAAACUCAGGACAAGGUGGAGUUUGGGUGUACAAGGUUGGUGCUUCCUCAGGGUUCACUGACAUCGUGCCAGGAGUGGUCCCCAGCUCUCCUGCGGAGGACUCUCAGCUCUACCAAUCCCAGACCACGACGGCCCCUGAAGUCGUAACAGUCGGGGAGGAGCUCCAUACCGAGCUUUCUGAAGAACACAAACCUGCUCACCCAGAGACGGAGACUCUCAAACCAGGAUUUUACCAACUUCCAACUGAAAAGCCGGAUUAUGCAGCACCUGGCGAGUUUGAGCAAGAAUACCCAGAACUGGAGACGGUUACACCAACGUACACCAGCAUCAAUCAGUACCCAGAUGAGUCUGAGUCCAGAUCCCCGGACCAAACUGGGACCAGACAGCCCGUUCUUGAGACUGUGCAACCAACACAAAACAUCCCCGAGUCCACCGAGUCUCCAGUAGCCACCAGGCACCCUGAGCUAGCCCCGGCUGAGCCCCGGUACGUUAACCCUGACCCUGAACCACGGCCCCCACACUCACGCCCCCAGCCCCCCCACGUCGUCGUGGUCAGUGAAGCUGAAGAUCUGGAUGUUGAUGUAUUUUCCUACAAUUUGGAGACAUGCACCAACAACCGGCACAAAUGCUCAGCUUUUGCCGACUGCCGGGAUUACAGGGACGGAUACUGCUGCCACUGUAGGCCUGGUUUCUAUGGCAACGGAAAAGACUGUGCUGCAGAAGGUAAACCCCAGAGGAUGAAUGGAAAGGUGACGGGUCGAGUGUUCGUGGGGAACUCCACGUCACCAGUGGAGCUCCAGAACUAUGAUCUGCAUUCCUACGUGGUGCCUAACGAUGGCCGAGCCUACAUCGCCAUCAGCAGCGUCCCGGUCAGCGUGGGCCCGUCCCUGCAGCUGCUGUCUUCCCUCGGGGGGAUCAUCGGCUGGGCCUUCGCCCUGCAGCAGCCCGGGUACCACAACGGCUUCAGCCGCAUCGGUGGAGAGUUUUCCCGCCAGGCUGAAGUCACGUUCCAGCCUCAUAAUGAGCGGCUGGUCAUCAAGCAGCAGUUUAAAGGAAUCGACGAACACAGCCACCUCCUAAUGAGCACGGAGCUGGACGGACGGCUCCCUGAGAUCCCGCUGGGCUCCUCAGUCCAGAUCAGCCCCUACAAGGAGAUGUACCAGUACGACAGAAACUUGAUCACCUCCUCCUCCAACCGAGGCUUUGACGUGGUCUCCCCCGACGGUGGCGUGCAGAGCAGGAGCUACCAGUGGCGUCAGACCAUCACCUUCCAGAGCUGCCCCCACGAGGAGAACUCCCCGGGGGCCCCGGGGGCCCCGUCAGCCCCGUCCACCCAGCAGCUCAGCGUGGAUCAGAUCUUCGUCAUGUUUGAUACUCAAAACAAUCUCAUCCGCUACGCCAUGAGCAGCAAGAUCGGCUCGGUCCACAGUGAUUUUUCAGAGCAAAAUCCAUGCUUCACCGGCCGACAUGGCUGUGACAUCAACGCCGUGUGCCGACCUGGUGACGGCCUCCAGUUCAACUGUGAUUGUACAGUUGGUUUCACCGGAGAUGGACGCCACUGUUUUGAUGUUGAUGAGUGCCGGGAGACUCCCCAGGUGUGUGGAGCGAAUGCUGCCUGCAGUAAUCAACCCGGAACGUUCCGCUGCGAGUGCAGCGCCGGCUUCACGUUCACCAGCGAUGGAAAGACCUGCGUUGCGGAGAGUCGUGCCGUGGAUCACUGCCAGAGAGGGAGCCACGACUGCGAUGUUCCCGAGAGAGCCAUGUGCCGCUACACCGGGGGCUCGGCCUUCAUGUGCUCGUGUCUGCCAGGAUACGACGGGGACGGCCGCGUGUGCAGGGAUCUGGACGAGUGUCGGCAGGACCGCUGCCACCGCGAGGCCGCCUGUUCCAACACCCAGGGCUCCUACACCUGCCAGUGUCGCCCAGGUUACCAUGGAGACGGCUUCCAGUGCAGCCCCCUGUCCUCGGAGCGUGAGCUGAGCGCGUGUGAGCUGCACAGAGAGAGAUCUCAGGCUCCAGCCUCCUCCGGGCUGGGCGUCUUCUCCUUCUUCCGGCCCCGGCCCGCCGUGACCCAGUACAGUCCUCAGUGUGACGAGCACGGGGCCUACGAGGCCACGCAGUGCCACGCCAGCAUCGGCCAGUGCUGGUGCGUGGACGCCGACGGCCAGGAGAUCCCCAACACGCGCUCCGGCCGGGGCAGCACCCCGCUAUGCAUCAACCAGGCGGUCACUCCCACCCCCCUGGGGCCGACCCCGCGGCCCGACGUGCACCCCGUCGCUCCUGGAACCCGCCUGCUGUUUGCUCAGAGCGGGAGGAUUGAACACGUCCCGCUGGACGGAUACAGCAUGAAGAAGGAGGAGGCCAAACCGCUGCUGCACAUUCCUGACCGGGUGGUGAUCGCAGUGGCCUACGACUGUGUGGACAAGAUGGUUUACUGGACAGACAUCACUGGGCCGGCCAUCAGCAAGGCCAGUCUGGCCGGAGGAGACAUCAUCCCAGUCAUCACUAAAGAGCUCCAGAGCCCUGAAGGCAUCGCCAUCGACGACGUGGCCCGGCUCGUCUUCUGGACCGACUCCAUGCGAGACACGGUAGAAGUGGCCAAGCUGGACGGCAGCCAGCGCCGGGUGCUGUUCGACACCGACCUGGUCAACCCUCGGGCCAUCGUCACCAACUCGGCAUACGGGCGGCUGUACUGGGCAGACUGGAACAGAGACGGGCCCAAAAUCGAGAUGUCCAACAUGGACGGGACGGAGCGGAGUGUUCUGGUCAAAGAUGAUCUGGCGCUUCCCAACGGUCUGACCUUUGACCCCGACAACCAGCAGCUCUGCUGGGCCGACGCAGGGACUCGGAGGGUGGAGUGUCUGGAUCUGCACCGCCAGCGGAGGAGGCAGAUCCUUGAAGGAAUCCAGUAUCCGUUUGGCCUGGUCUCCUUUGGGAAGAACCUCUAUUACACGGACUGGAGGAGGGAGGCCGUGGUGGCUGUGGACCGUCACUCUGAGAAAGAGACGGAGGAGUUCCAGCCGCAGAAACGUUCCCGGCUGUACGGCAUCACCACCACACCCACACAAUGUGCACAAGUUUAUAACUACUGCUCCAACAACGGCGGUUGUUCUCACCUGUGUCUGCCGAGGCUCGGAGGAUUCAGCUGCCAUUGCCCCGACGCCUCCAAUUCCUCCAAUUCCUCCAAUUCCUCCAAUUCCUCCAAUUCCUCCAAUUCCUCCGAUAGCCAGUGUGUGGAGAGGAACCUGUGAGUCUGCACAGCACUGAAAAACCAGACUUUACAGAUGUAUUUGUCAGUGUUUUUUACUUUUCUCACUUGAACAGACCCUUUCUAGGAUCAUUUUAGAAACCUUGUGUGUUUUUUACGGAAGCGUAUUGCAUUCACUUGAAAAAAAAAAAUUGCUCUGUUUUUCUGAAUUAACAAGUUAAUUAUGUCAGAAUUCCAGCAGAUCAGAAUGGGCUUUCCGUCUGAACAACCGCAAAGUCGACAAACUAAUAACGAAACCAUCUAUAUAACUUCUAUAUAACUACUAUAACUAUAUAACAAUAUUUCAAACCAGAAGCAAAAUAAAACUGGAUUAAACUGGACAGGAAUAUGUUUGCUUCCAUGAAAUCCAGCUCUGAGUUAAAGGAGCAUGAGGCUCCUUUUAAGAAAUUAGACUCUCUAGCGCCACCCUGCACCACGACGGCCGUCGGGGGUACUGCAGCCAACAGUGAAGCCGGCACGGGAGAACGGGGAGAACGUGCAUGCAGCGUCAUGUGACGUCACAUCCGCAGCCCAGCGCGGGAAAUUCAGGACCGAAUUGCAGCACAUUUUGCAGCACACAGCCUGUUCAAGGCAAAGGAGAGAUACACUAGAGGAAUCAUUCUUUUUGGUUUGGAACGCUUCAUCUGACAUUAUUACUAGAAAACUUAAAACGUAUAUGCAUUUCAUAAAUCCUGCCUCAAUCCUGCCUCAUGCUCCUUUAAUGAAAGUUUCUUGCAAGAUGUGAGGAAUCUGGUUAAUUCAGAAAAACAGAGCAGAUUUAUUUAUUUUUUUCAUUAAAACUUUUCCCGGAAUUCUGAGAUAAUUAUCUUAUUAAUUCAGAAAAAUAGAGCAGAUUUUUUUUUAUUAAAAUUUUAUCUCGUUAAUUCAGAAAAACAGAGCAGAUUUUUUUUUUUUAAUUAAAACUUUUCUCGGAAUUCUGAGAUAAUUAACUUGUUAAUUCAGAAAAAGAGCAGAUUUUUUUUUUUAAUUAAAACUUUUCUCGGAAUUCUGAGAUAAUUAACUUGUUAAUUCAGAAAAAGAGCAGAUUUUUUUUUUCUCAAGUGAAUGCAAUACGUUUCCGUAGUUUUUAGCCUUUGCCGGCUGUUCAAACUUGGGUGACUGUAUUUAUGAUGUCGUACGUCAGUAAGGUCGGCCACUUCCUGUCCUGCUACUGGUCACUUCACAUUUAGUUUAUUCAUCUGUUUGUAACUUUGACUUCUGCUUUAAGAGUCAGAGAUAAUUAACAAAAGUGCUGAUCUGUUUCUGUAUAAGUGACGACGUGAACGGUUACUAAACCACUAAAUUCAGGCUGUGUUUUAAAUAUUCUUAAGACUUUUCUAAAUGACUUUUUCCUUACCGAUGUGCUCUUAACGUUAGAUGCGAGAAACAAUCAAACAUAAUUGUAGCGAUGUUUGCUGUGAACCAAGGGCUUGAAAAAGUUUUAAAUGAUGUUUUAAAAAUGUCGUGGACUUUGUGUUUUUUCUUUUUUAGGAUAGAAAUACUUUCAGUUCACUUUUGUACUGAUAAAACCUCUUCUAACGUUUCCUGUCCAGAUGUCUGAUCUGAUUCACAUUUCACCAGAUACGGUUUAAAGUUGCUGUAAUGACCAAAGACUGUCCUGACUGAUCAAUAUCAGGAUAAAAAUAACGAUAAACCAUCCCAAGGAAGGAAGUUAUUAGUUGUAAAUAACACGUAAACUAGCUUGGAUGUGAACUCUUCAGGUGAAUCUUUAACAUCACCGAUUCAUUAUGUUUUAAAGUGUAUUUUUAAUGUCACUUUGUAAAUAAUUUCCUUAUAUACAGAUGAUAUUCAGUGUUUAUUUCUUGUGCUGUUGCCAAUCUGAGUCUAUGAUGAUGAUGAUGAUGAUGAUGAUGAUGAUUACUGUGAAAGUGUGAGCACACUGUGCCAAGGCACCAUGUUUAUAACCAAUCAGAUUAAAUUAGGACAUUGUUCAGCUUCAUUGUUCAUUUUUAGUCAAGCUUUCAAGCUCUCACUUUUGUACUUAAGAGCUUGUAAAUGAAAUGAAAACUGGACUUCAAAGUGCCUAAUUUCAUUGUUGAAUCUUCAUUUCAUUUAGAGAUUGUCAGCCAGAAAUAAGCCAUAUAAAACAUUAUAACCUGCCACGACUAACAAUAUAAGACUAAUAUUUGUGGCUCAGCAAAUUACGAUUUUUUUUUUCAGUUCCUUUUUCAUGUAAGUAACCCGAUCCUCAGAUUCAAGAUGAUCAAGGAGAUUUUAAGAUUUUUAUUUUGACAUUUUUUUAGAUGAAAUAUGAAGUUUGGUUGUAAUUGGGUCAUCAGUGAAAGGAUGAAAUGUUUACUAUUUUAGUAACAGGUUUCAUAACCGCCAAACUCGCCUCAGGUUCUUGUUUUUUUUUUGUUUUUUUUUUAUAUCCAUGAACUCAUCAGUCUUGGUCAAAAAGCGAGUGAACCGAGUAAUCACUCUUUUCAAAUAAACUCUUCAGAAACAACAGCUGUUUACUGUCCAGUGUGUGUUGUUGUUUGUUGGCUGGUCAUUCCUGCUCUCAGAACAGGAUUCAGUCAAAGAUGGGGCAUUAAAAAACUACAACCUCAAUAAAACAUGAAUGAAAACAA
Messenger RNA from Cololabis saira (Pacific saury), 6640 nucleotides. RefSeq names its product nidogen-1-like. NCBI's taxonomy places the organism in Eukaryota, Metazoa, Chordata, Actinopteri, Beloniformes, Belonidae. Gene Ontology annotation, biological process: cell-matrix adhesion. Gene Ontology annotation, molecular function: calcium ion binding. The coding region runs from base 58 to 4050 and encodes 1330 amino acids. The record is from RefSeq and is a predicted model, not a curated record. The transcript has 20 exons.